Molecule: messenger RNA, 786 nt
Organism: Jaculus jaculus (lesser Egyptian jerboa)
Lineage: Eukaryota; Metazoa; Chordata; Mammalia; Rodentia; Dipodidae
Gene: Cldn18
Product: claudin 18
Exons: 5
Coding region: 1-786 (261 amino acids)
Biological process (GO): cell adhesion; bicellular tight junction assembly
Cellular component (GO): bicellular tight junction; plasma membrane
Molecular function (GO): structural molecule activity
Source: RefSeq, a predicted model, not a curated record
AUGGCCACCACCACGUGCCAAGUGGUGGGCUUCCUCCUGUCCCUCUUGGGGCUGGCCGGCUGCAUAACUGCCACGGUGAUGGACACGUGGAGCACCCAGGACCUGUACGACAACCCGGUCACCUCGGUGUUCCAGUAUGAAGGGCUCUGGAGGAGCUGCGUGCAGCAGAGCUCAGGCUUCACCGAGUGCCGGCCUUACUUCACCAUCCUGGGCCUUCCAGCCAUGCUGCAGGCAGUGCGAGCCCUGAUGAUUGUCGGCAUUGUUCUGGGCGUCUUCGGUAUCCUAGUGUCCAUCUUUGCCCUGAAAUGCAUCCGCAUUGGCACCAUGGAGGACUCUGCCAAGGCCAAGAUGACACUGACCUCGGGGAUCUUGUUCAUCAUUUCAGGAAUCUGUGCAAUUAUUGGGGUGUCUGUGUUUGCCAACAUGCUGGUUACCAACUUCUGGAUGUCCACGGCCAACAUGUACAGCGGCAUGGGUGGGAUGGUGCAGACUGUUCAGACCAGGUACACCUUUGGAUCAGCUCUGUUCGUGGGCUGGGUCGCUGGAGGCCUCACACUAAUUGGAGGUGUAGUGAUGAGCAUCGCCUGCCGGGGCCUGACACCUGAUCAAAGCAACUACAAAGCCGUGUCUUACCAUGCCUCUGGUCAUAAUGUUGCCUACAAGCCUGGAGGUUUCAAGGCCAGCCCUGGCUUUGGGUCCAACACCAGGAACAAGAAGAUAUAUGAUGGGGGUGCCCACACGGAGGAUGAGGCACAGUCUCAUCCUUCCAAGUAUGACUAUGUGUAA